AUGCCUCCCAUCAAAACCCUCCUCUUCGACUGCGACAACACGCUCGUCCUCAGCGAAGACAUCGCCUUCAUCGGCUGCUCCCAGCUGGCCAACGAAUGCCUGCGCGCCCACGGCAUCGCCAAGCAAUACACGGGCCCCGAAAUGAUGUCCGCCUUCGUCGGCCUCUCCUUCGGCAAACAACUGCUGGCCCUCAGCGAGCUGCACGGCUUCACCCUCGAGCAGCCCGAGAUCGACGCGUACGUGGCGCGCGAGCUGGGCGUCAUCAUCGCCAACCUCGAACAGGGCGCCGAGCCCUGCGAGGGGAGCAUGGAAAUGUUGCGGGCCCUGCACGACGAGGCCGGUCUGCCGGUUAGGGGGUACGACACGGCGAUCGUGAGUUCCUCGGCAAUCACGCGCGUGCAGGCCAGCAUCCGCAAGACGGGCCAGGACCGCUUCUUCCCCUCCGGCAAGGUGUUUAGCGCCGCGUCGUCGCUGCCCAGCGGGCCGUCGUCGAAGCCCGAUCCCGCCAUCUAUCUGUAUGCCUGUGAGCAACUGGGCGUGCAGCCGCAGGAGGCGCUGGCGAUCGAGGAUAGUCGGUCCGGAGCCACGGCGGCCAAGCGCGCGGGGAUCCCUUUGAUGGGCUAUGUGGGACCCUACUAUGCCGAGGGGGGCAAGGAGUUGGCCCUGAAGAUGGAUCGCAUGCUGAGGGAGGAGUGUGGCGCGCUGGCCGUCAUGCAUCACUGGAGCGAGUUUUGGGAGUGCUUGAAGAUCGUCGAGGCGGAGCCGUUGCCGAAUUGA
Molecule: messenger RNA, 777 nt
Organism: Cyphellophora europaea CBS 101466
Lineage: Eukaryota; Fungi; Ascomycota; Eurotiomycetes; Chaetothyriales; Cyphellophoraceae
Exons: 1
Coding region: 1-777 (258 amino acids)
Source: RefSeq, a predicted model, not a curated record